AUGUCUAGGGCCAAGAGAAUUAUGAAAGAAAUGCAAGCUGUUAAGGAUGAUCCUGCUGCUAACAUUAAUCUUGAAUUUGUUAGUGAAUCAGAUAUCCAUCAUUUAAAGGGUUCAUUUUUGGGUCCUCCAGAAACUCCUUAUCAAGGUGGUAGAUUUAUCGUCGAUAUCGAAGUACCUAUGGAAUAUCCAUUUAAACCACCAAAGAUGAAGUUUGAUACAAAAGUUUAUCAUCCAAAUAUUUCUUCAGUUACUGGUGCUAUCUGUUUGGAUAUUUUGAAAAAUGCUUGGUCCCCUGUUAUCACUUUGAAAUCGGCUCUGAUUUCAUUGCAAGCUUUAUUACAAUCUCCAGAACCAAACGAUCCACAAGAUGCUGAAGUUGCUCAACAUUACCUUCGAGACAGAGAGUCAUUUAAUAAGACUGCUACUCUGUGGACUACUUUAUACGCUGAAGGUGGUGAAGAAGUUGCCAAUCCAAACGUGGAUGAGGCUGCUCUCUACGGUAUUGAUCCAACUGUAGUUCAAGAAUUUGUAGCUCAAGGUUUCGAAAAGACUAAAAUAGUCGAAGUCUUCAGAAGAAUGGGAUUAAAAAAUCUAGAUAUGAACGAUAAUGAAACAGUUAACAAAGUUGUGGAAGAAUUAUUGAGAUAA
Messenger RNA from Vanderwaltozyma polyspora DSM 70294, 648 nucleotides. RefSeq names its product E2 ubiquitin-conjugating protein UBC1 (gene UBC1). The coding region runs from base 1 to 648 and encodes 215 amino acids. Gene Ontology annotation, molecular function: protein binding. The record is from RefSeq and is a predicted model, not a curated record. The transcript has a single exon. Lineage: Eukaryota; Fungi; Ascomycota; Saccharomycetes; Saccharomycetales; Saccharomycetaceae.